AUGGGCGAUACAAAGCAAGGGCUCAACGGGGCGUACUACGGCCCCGCCGUUCCCCCUCGCCAGGCCGCCCGGAGCAUCGGCAGGGGCUCCAGCUGCUGCUGCGGACCCUGUUGCUUACUGUGUACGCUCUUCAAGUUCCUCCUCUCCAUCAUCAUCACCCUCGGCAUCAUCGUCCUCGUCCUGUGGCUCGUCUUCCGGCCCAACGAGGGCAAGGUGUACGUGGAGAAGGCCGCCCUCAGCCAGUUCAGCCUCACCAAUGGCACCCUCGCCUACAAUCUCAGCAUGGACAUCAGCAUCAGGAACCCCAACAGGCGAAUUAGCCUCUACUAUGACUACAUAGAGGCCGUCGCGUACUACGACGACUCUCGGUUCGGCUUCACCACUCUGCCGACCUUCUACCAGGGUCACAAGAACACGUCUAUGCUUUACCCGGUGUUCAAGGGCCAGCAGGUCGUCCUGGGCAACUCCGCCACAACAUUCAACCGCGAGAACACAGAGGGCUUCUUCUACGUCAAAGUCGACAUCAACACGAAGGUCCGGUACAAGGUCUGGUUCAUCAAGUCCAACAAAUACAAGCCCCACGCCGAGUGCAAGCUGAAGCUUCCCGCUCCCGGCAGUUCCGCCGUGUUCGAGAAGACAAAAUGCGAUGUGGACCUCUUCUGA
This is a messenger RNA of Spirodela intermedia, 663 nucleotides long. The record is from the annotation of a GenBank genome assembly. NCBI's taxonomy places the organism in Eukaryota, Viridiplantae, Streptophyta, Magnoliopsida, Alismatales, Araceae.